AUGAGUCAAGUAGCUGGACCAUCAGAUUUUCUUGAUCCUAGAAAAGCCACAAAUAAAAUAAGAACCAAAAGAACCCCAUCAAAAUUACUGCCAGUAAUAAAAAGAUCAAAGGACGGCGUCUGGGAUACACUACUACUAACAGAUGCAGAAUUGACCGUUGCUGACUGGUUAGCAAUGAACAAAUUCACCUCAAAAGAUAUCAAAGGUGAGUUCUAUUAUCUACAUGGACUAAAAAAGAAUCUAAUUCCCCCUAUCAACUUGGUUAAAAACAAUAAGAACACAGAUAUUGAGACUGACACUUAUAUCAGUACUAAGUUCAAAACGGAUACUGAUACCAAGACUAGCACCGAUAUCAACGCUGAUAAUAACACUUAUAAAGAAUUUGACAGUAUGGAGGAUGACAUUGGCUCUGAAAAUUAUAUCAAUGGCUCCAAUAGAUACAAAUCUGCCCAAGAAUACAGUGAUGACAUCACUUAUAACUAUAAAAGCAAUUUCAACAAUUUCUCUGUUAGUCAGCCACUAAAGGCUUCAAUAAUGAUCAAUAACUAUAUUAUCUCAGUAAUCUUUGACUCUGACGCAAUGAACCCUCGAGCAAAGACCCUUAACUUUCUGGAAUGCUCUGGUUCCGAACCUGUGGAAUACAACUUCGACCUCAAAAUUCAGCCAUUAUAA
Phycomyces blakesleeanus NRRL 1555(-) is the source of this 672-nucleotide messenger RNA. RefSeq lists its product as hypothetical. The transcript is spliced from 2 exons. Bases 1 to 672 code for a protein of 223 amino acids. The record is from RefSeq and is a predicted model, not a curated record. Lineage: Eukaryota; Fungi; Mucoromycota; Mucoromycetes; Mucorales; Phycomycetaceae.